CGAAACCGCUGUUUCAGCGUAAAAGAUGAGUCUUUUUACUGUGUUAUUCGAGGACGGUAAAACAACGCUGUCGUUUAACUUGAAAUAAGAAUUCUCCCUCCGUCUUCCGUAGCCUGCGAGCGACUAAAGGCAAAAGCGAAAACAGAACACUCUUUUACUGGCCGUCCUUCCCUGCCGGCGGUUCACCGUUCCGAUGUCUCGGACGUUCGGGAUCCCUUGGCCGGAACUUAACGACGGCUUGUUCUACAACGACGUCGUUCCUUCCCCCCAUUCAGGAUCGAAUCUCAUAGACUUCUACUCUACCAAGUACAAGAAUUCGGCUCCACUGAAAGGUUGGUUGCAGAGAAUUCACAAUGGACAGAUAAAAGUUGAUGGAGUUGUUGUUAAAGAACCCAACACUGUCCUCAGGGAUGGUUCUGAGUUGAUCUAUCACAGGCUUCCAUGGAGAGAACCGGAUGCACCUUGGUCUUUAGAAGUACUAUAUGAAGAUGAUGAUGAUAUGGUUGCUUUAAACAAGCCUUCUGGCUUGCAAGUCUUGCCGGGUGGACUGUUUCAGCAACGCACCGUUCUAACUCAACUCCAAUGGUUGGCAAGCAACCAAAGCUCUUCUGCUACAGCUAGCCAGGGAUCGCAUCCUGUUCCUGUGCACCGCCUGGGGAGAGGCACCUCUGGAAUAUUGCUCUGUGCGAAGUCCAAGCAUGCGAAAACUCAACUUGCUGCAUAUUUCGCAGAAGGGACAUCUCUCGUUGGAGGCAACAGCUUAGAGCCUGUCAAAGGAAGGAAAAUCUCGAAGAUAUACAGAGCCCUAGUUGAUGGAAUACUAAGAGAGGAUACGGUUGUGAUCAGGCAACCAAUUGGGACUGUGCGUUAUCCUGGUGUGGCUAAAGGGCUCUACGUUGCUUCAGCCUCAGGGAAACCUGCAUUGAGCCAAGUUCGGGUGCUUGAGAGAGAUUUACAAAGAAACUGCACAUUAGUCGAGGUGAAGAUCGAGUCAGGACGGCCACAUCAAAUUCGCAUUCACCUUUCAUUCAUAGGGCAUCCUUUAGUUGGUGAUCCUCUCUAUGUUGCUGGAGGGAAGCCGAGAUGUCUUGAUUCUGAAAUAGUAGAUGCAAGUUUCGCGCCAGACGGGGGUUACGAAAAACCUAACAAGCCGGUGCCUGGAGACUGCGGAUACUACUUGCAUGCACAUCGACUGAUUAUUACACACCCAUCCACUUGUGAGGAGAUACACAUCACAGCAACUCUUCCACCCAUCCUACGAACACAAGCAGAGUCCCAAGUCGCAGAAGCCUAAUAUCUCUCUUUUUUUUUUUUUUUUGGUGAAAGAAGCCUAAUAUCUCGAACUAGUCUCCUGUCUGCAGAUUUUUUUUCAGUCGACUUGCUAGCUGUGCAAGCUGCUCUGGUAUGGUUUUGUUGAUAGUACUUUGAGCAUAUGGAUUUUAGUAGAAUAGGAAAUAUGUACCAAAAGGAGGCAGUUACUUCCACAAGAAAAGAAAUCUGCAGUCACAUGAUCAUUACGUUAACAUUCUAACGAAGUUAGGAGUAGGCAGUCAGAACUGGAGAGAGACAGAAAGAAAGCUAAACGAUGGAA
Messenger RNA from Linum trigynum, 1591 nucleotides. NCBI's taxonomy places the organism in Eukaryota, Viridiplantae, Streptophyta, Magnoliopsida, Malpighiales, Linaceae. The record is from the annotation of a GenBank genome assembly.